This is a messenger RNA of Phragmites australis (common reed), 7641 nucleotides long. RefSeq names its product methyl-CpG-binding domain-containing protein 9-like. NCBI's taxonomy places the organism in Eukaryota, Viridiplantae, Streptophyta, Magnoliopsida, Poales, Poaceae. Gene Ontology annotation, molecular function: protein binding. Bases 1350 to 6968 code for a protein of 1872 amino acids. The record is from RefSeq and is a predicted model, not a curated record. The transcript has 11 exons. Gene Ontology annotation, cellular component: nucleus.
ACUAACUGAGUUAUAUAUUGGCAUAUAGCUAAUCUGUAAUAAUAUUAACAUUUUGUUAUGGAAACAUUCAAAUCAUGCAUUCCUCUUUUAACAUGACAACUCCAAGAUGGCUAAGUUUUCUUUCCCUGAUUUGUUCGUAUGUAUUUCGUCACCCUUUUGCUGGCCAUCCAUACGGCAGAAAUGCCUUUUCCUAUACAAAACUAUUUGGACCGCUGGGUGUCUAAUAUAAGCAUUCUUGCAAAAUGUGUUGCCUUCCUUUUACUGGUAGUUCAGGGAACAUUUGGGGUUGCAGCUUGCCAGUAGUGUUGAAUGAUUUUCUGUAGACACAUUAAAUAUAAGUCAUAGUUCUCCAUGCUAUCUCAACUAGUUCACUUUUUCCUAAUGCUCAUGUCGAAUGAAUUAUUGAUUCUGAUCCAACUGACGGUUCAAACUGGGUUUCGCAUUGGUGUUACUGUGAUUUAUCCCUUUUCUAUUUUUAUUUAUCAACAUGAAAAGAAAAUCCAUCUGUUGCUUUUUGGAGAUUGGACUGUGGUCACAUAUUAGAUCUAUUGCUUGGUCUUGUAAUUGUUGUUACCCAUUUCGCAUUUAGUUUAACAAGUUAAGUCAAUGCUUGUAAAAGGCAAAAAUGAUGUUUUUCUGGUUUCAAGGAUCAGCGGUAGUGGUGUUAGCCCUUAGACGUGUUUUUUAAUGUAAAAUUCUUGGCCAAAUAUUUACAUCUCAUUUGGGUCCUUCAGGAAAGGCAAAACUUAGGCAUGUGUACAUAGAGAAAAAUUUAACAAGGUAUCCAUGUGGCAUAAUUAUUCAACUAGGUGUCCUGACAUCAAAAUUCUUCAAUUAGGUAUCUGUACCUCAAAAUUGAUCUGCUAGAUUUUGUGGGUUGAAAUUAUUCAACUAGCUGUCCAUAUGUUGAAAUUAUUCAACCAGAUCCUUGUAAUUUAUUUCUUGUGCCCAACCAAGCAUCUUCGGAUAUACUUGCUGGAAUGCUGACGUGGAAUUUGUCGAUAAAUAUAUUUAUUUAAUGAAGGCACACUUUUCUCGUGUUAUAUGGAUCUGGUAGACAGAGUCUAUGGGCCAGUCUUCCUCUUUAUAUAUACCUAAUAACCUGUCUCCUCAAUAAAAAAAGAAAAGAAAAAAAAGGGAAGAACCACCGAGUCCCCAGCUUCUGCCCUCACCACUCUUGCGCUCAAUCAGCACAGAAAUCUUGCUUCAGCUAACAAGGGAGUGGUUAAUCUGCAAAUCUGUGCAUCUUGAGAACAAAUGUCGCUGAUGGAGCUCAGUUGAGCGAAUUUUCCCAACAGUUGCCGCAUCUUGAGGGGGUUCACUUGAAGAAUAUUGCUCUUUAUAAUGGAAUGCAGUUUAUGCCAUCAUUUGAUCUUGCUCAUUGUCUUGGCAUGAGACAAAAAUUUACUUCCAUGGACCGAGAUAUAACUGCUGAUGGAAAUGUACCACAUAGGUCAAUUCAUUUACGCAGAAGAAGAUCUCUUCCACAAACAUCAACAUUACCCAUGUUUGCUGAGAACCAUGAGUUUGGAACUGCCAGCAUUUUUAUGGAUCCAUCUUUUUUUACCAAAGCAAUGGAACCAAGUCCUAGUGAAAACAGAAGUUCAUUAAAGCCUCCAAAAUUUCUUGUCGAAAAUAGCAAUCAUCGGUCACAUCAUCGUACAGUUGGCCUACCUGUUCAAUAUAGUGAUUUCUUUAUUACCUGCUUGGGAGAAAUCGACAAUCGGACAAGUUACCAUAAUUCCUACCAGAUAUGGCCGGUGGGUUUUACGUCUUACUGGCAUGACAAAAUUACUGGUUCACUGUUUGAGUGUGAGGUCUGUGAUGGGGGAAAUUUUGGACCUUUGUUUAAGGUCAGAAGGUUACCAUGUUCAGUGUUCCCACUUCCGGAUGCAUCAACCACUCUAUGCCGAAAUGUUGUGAGAAAGGCUGAUACAAUAGAAACAAAGGAAAGUAGCAGUUUGAUUGAAGAUACUGCUAAUGAUACUGAUGAUAACAUUUUCAUGCUCCUAUCAGAACCCUCUGAAGUGAAUCAAGAUUUCUUAUCAUGUCUUAGUAAUGAUAUGGAGGGUAAAAGGACAUUAGGGUGCAGUAACAUACCGGGUUCAUAUAUGACAAUGCCAACUAUACCGUCACAUUCUGGGGCUUUCAGUUCAGCACCGACUAAAGAAGUAAAUUUGCAUGACAAAAUUGGUGAGUUUACAUUUGAAGGAACAUCACCUUCCUCAGUCUGGAGGAUGAUUUCUUGUGCUAUGACAGAAGCUUGUGAAAAAAUGUACAAGGAACAUGGCCAUUUGGUAUUCUUCUGCACGCACAGUAGUGAAAAGCCUUCAUUUGACUAUGGGAGUGGAUCUCAGAACACUGAUGGUCCUUGCAAUCCAUUGACUAGAUUUUGCUCAUCCUAUGGGCCCAGUAUACUGCAAUUUAUAGAAAAGGAGAAUGAUGCAGAAUCAACUUGUGCAUUACUUAAAGAAUGGUUGUAUCAGGACAGAAUUGGAUUCGAUAUGGAAUUUGUUCAAGAAAUUGUGGAAUCCCUUCCUAAAUCCAGGGCUUGUUCAAACUACCAGUUCUUGUGUAACAGGGAUGGAUUUGUCUCUUCGUUGACAGUUGCAAGUGGCACACUUUUAUCUGUGCAUAAAAAUAGUCCGAGUAAUGGGGACACCAUGUCAUAUGGUAGACAUGGAUCUGUGGUAUCUGGGCCACAGGAUCGUGCUCAACCUAGAUCUUUGAGCAUCCGUGAGCUUCCUCGGGGAAAUCCUAUUAGCUGCAAGCUUCCACCAGAGUUGGCGGGAGAUGUUUUCCAGAUAUUGGAGUUUCUGGGGCGAUUUGCUGAAAUCGUUGGACUGAAAGAAGCUCCUUCAAUUGAGCAAGUAGAAGAUGAACUUAUUGACCCAUGGCCAAUUUGUGCAAAUCAAAAGGACAUUCAACACUACAGGGAUCACACCCCACCAACGAAUUCACCUGCAAAUGUUUCUACGUCGCAUUCGAAUGGUGAAUCAGGUCUAACUACUAAUGAAGAGAUAGCACCUGUGUUUAUUCCAGUUGAAACUUCUUCAACUAGGGAAGCUACUCAAGAUAACUUGGCAGCCCAGACACUUGGGAGAUGUAGUGGUGUAGUGUUGCCUGAGAUCCACCUUGCACUCUUGAGGGUUCUUUUUAGUGAGCUAUUAUCGAAGGUUGCAAUUUUUGUUGAUCCAAGCAUUGACCCUAAAGAAUCAAAAUCCAAACGUGGAAGAAAGAGGGACGCAGACAAUGCAACAAAAGAUUUAAAGAUUGAUAUGCUGACUGCUAAUAAGUUGACUUGGCCGGAGUUGUCUAGAAGGUAUAUUUUAGCUGUUUCUUCCAUGAGUGGGUGCAUGGAUUUAUCUGAUAUUUCUAGUCGAGAAGGAGUGAAGUUGUUUCGCUGCCUACAAGGUGAUGGUGGUAUCCUGUGUGGAGCAUUCCCUGGGGUUGUUGGCAUGGAGAAGGAUGCUUUGCUGCUUGCCGAGGCUGAAAAUUUGAUAUACAAUUCUUCAGCGGAUGAAGGGAAUAAGGUCUUUAUGAUGGAUUUCAAGGAUACUGAUGUUGUGGAUUCUCCUGAGGAGCCUGCUAGUGAUAUUAAUACAUUACCAGAUUGGGUGGAAUCACUGGAGCCUGUGAGAAAAUUACCAACUAAUGUAGGAACAAGAAUAAGAAAGUGUGUUUAUGAAGCUUUGGAGAGGAAACCUCCAGAAUGGGCAAGGAAAAUUUUAGAGCAUUCAAUCAGUAAAGAGGUCUACAAGGGUAAUGCAUCUGGACCGACCAAGAAAGCUGUUUUGUCCGUCUUGACAGAGGCAUGUCGUGUAAAAGUACCGCAAAAUCCUGAAAAACCAAGAAAACAAAAGAACAUUAUUUCCAUCUCAGAGGCUAUCAUGAAAAAGUGUCGUAUUGCCCUGCGGCGUGCUAUUUCCUCAGAUGAAUCAAAGCUUUUUGGAAAUUUGCUUGGAACAACUCUAACGAAUUCCAAUGAGAAUGAGGAUGAGGGUAUCCUUGGAUUUCCUGGUAUGGUAUCUCGCCCUUUGGACUUUCGCACAAUUGAUAUAAGGUUGGCUAUGGGAGCUUAUCGUGGAUCUUGGGAAGCUUUUCGUGAUGAUGUACAAGAAGUAAUCUGUAAUCUGCACACUGCAUUUGGUGAUCGACCUGAUGUGCUGGAAAUGGUUGUAGCAUUGUCUCAGAGUUUUGAGUCAUUAUAUAAGACAGAGGUACUCGAUGUUGUUGAGAAGUUUGAUAAGUACCUCUGUAACAAGGAUGACGAUUCAGAACUCAAUGAGGAGUUACUUGAUAUUCUCACUGCAGCAAACAACAUGCCCAAAGCUCCGUGGGAGGAUGGUGUUUGCAAAGUAUGUGGCAUUGAUAGAGAUGACGAUAGUGUUCUUCUAUGCGAUAAAUGUGACUCGGAAUACCAUACGUACUGCUUGAAUCCACCACUAGCUCGCAUACCAGAAGGAAACUGGUACUGCCCAUCAUGUGUGGCAGGCAGAAAGAGAGCGCAUCCUGAUCACAAUGUUGCAGAUUUGAUGCGAGAACAGAAGAAGCAUGUUGGGGAGGAAUCUCAUGCUUUUUAUGAUGCAGUUAAUAAGUUAGCUAUGGCAAUGGAAGAGAAAGAGUACUGGGAGCUUAGCAUACCAGAGAGAAUAUAUUUGCUGAAAUUUCUAUGCGACGAAAUGCUCAACACAGCUCUAAUUAGGGAACAUUUAGAUCAAUGUUCAGAUAAGUCCGUUGAUCUCCAGCAGAAGUUUCGGUCUUGGAAUUAUGAAUUGAAAGAGCUGAAAUAUAAGGUAGAAAUAAGGACUUCAUGCGCCAGACAAGGUAGAUGGAUCAAAAAUGAACAUUUAGGUAAUAGUUCAGGACUUGGGGAAAAUCAGCAGCGUGGCAUGCCCACAGCAUCAGACCAUCUUGAAGAGAGUGAACAGGUUAAUGUUGGAGUUAACCUCAACAACCCAGCUGAUGGGGCUCCUGCUGGGCAAUUGAAUGUAGGUAGACCUUACAAAACUGACAAUGACAUAUCCAGUGCAUCUUUGAUUGAGGGAAAUACAUCUUUGGGACUUUCCAAACAACCAUCAGGGAUAACUACUGACCGGAUUGAUGGGGAUGCUAUCGGUGAAGGGUUCCAAAGUUGUGAGAAGUCAUUAGGUAGCACAAGUUGUACUUAUGAUAACUUGAAUAUGAGAGAGUCUCAUUUGACUACAGUUAUCAGUUCACCAAAUGGGGAGUUGCCUGACAAGAAUGCUAGUAGAUCAUUCCAAGAUAACCUGGAAGCAUCAACAACCACAGUAGUUGAUCAUGAUGCUGAUAACAAUGAAAUGAAGAUUUUAUUGGAUAGGAUUUCACAAUUGCAGGAUUCAAUUAGCACAGUAGAGUCACAGCUCACUAUGGCAUCCUUGAGAAGAGACUGUCUGGGAAGGGAUUUGGUGGGUCGAUUGUACUGGGUUAUAGCAAGACCUGGUAAACGUCCUUGGUUGGUUGCUGAUGGAAGCAUGCUGAUACCCAAGUACAGAGACAUUAGCAUGGUUAGCAGCUAUCCUCAGUCUACAUUUGAUUGUAGAGGUUGGAACUCAGCAUCAGUUGUUAUGUAUGAAUCUGAUGAAGAAAUCAAGUGUCUUGUUGACUGGCUAAGGGACUAUGAGCCUAGGGAGAAAGAACUGAAAGACUCUAUCUUGCUCUGGCAAAGACUUAAUCUCCAGGCUAGUUUUCCUCUUAGUGAUCCUCCAGCGUCCAAGUUUUCAAAGAUUGGACCACUCAUAGACCUUCCACAUACCAAGGCUUUUGUAAUUUUGGAGCAAAAGUAUGGCCUGCAAUUGGACCAGGACACUAGUGAUCUCUCGAAAAGGCGAGGAAAGAAGACAAAAUCAGGUUCUGAAGAAAGAACAUAUCGCUGCGACUGUUUAGAACCUAUAUGGCCUUCUCGGUAUCAUUGUUUAACUUGUCAUGAGACUUAUCUUACAUCAACAGAAUAUGAAGAGCAUAAUGGUGGAAAAUGCAACAGAAGCAAUCAUUCUCGUAAUGAAAGCAAGGAAAAUGAUGAGCCAAAAGUGAAGGGUAUCAAGUCUGAUACAAAGGAAAAAGAUCCAGCAGAUCAUAAUUGUUCCAUUGAUCCAUCUAGCAACAGAAAAUUGGAGCCAUGCCCUUAUGACUUUGAAGAAAUUUGCAGAAAAUUUGUCACAAAUGAUUCAAACACGGAAACAGUGAAGGAGAUUGGGCUCAUUGGAUCAAAUGGAGUUCCAUCUUUUGUGCCUUCACCUGCAUUUUUCUUUGAACCGCCAGUUGUGCUAAGUCAAAAUAAAAGAUAUGAUGAUAUGCCAAAUGAUUGGACUUCCUCUUUGGAGGAAUGCCAGGCAAUGUCUGCCAAAAAGAACGGGCUGGAGGAGUCCAAGUCUGGUCAAGAUUGUCCUGGCAAUGCAGGUGAAGAGCAGAUGCCAAAAUCAAGGAAGCCUGUCAGGGAUAGUACUUCUGGCGAGGAAACAUCUUCUGCAAGAGGCAAACCAACAAGAUUGCUAGCUGUUAAUGGGGGCUUGGUUCCGGAGUCAUCAUUGAGGCCUGUGAUAGGAAGGAACUCUCAUAUCCUAAAGCAGCUAAAGAUAAACUUGCUUGAUGUAGACGCAGCUUUGCCUGAGGAAGCAUUGAGAGCCUCAAAGUCUCAGCAAAUAAGAAGACGUUCAUGGCGUGCUUUUGUCAAGGAUGCAGAAUCAAUAUCCCAGGUGGUAUUGGCAACCAUCUUGUUGGAGAGCAUGAUAAAAGCUGAGUUCCUGAAGAACAAUUGGUGGUACUGGUCCUCCUUCACAGCAGCUAUCAAGACAGCAACCGUAUCUUCGCUUGCCCUCCGGAUCUACACUCUUGACGACUGCAUCAUCUACACAAAGGAUCAUGUUCCAAACACCGAGCCGGCUGACGGUGGAAAGCCUGUAAACAAGGGGAAGAGGAAGAAAGAGGGGGAAUCAUCGGCAUCGUAAUGGAGGGUGUUCCCUGCUCCAUUGUAGAUUCUAGAUUUAUAAGCUUCUCGGUCAGUUCUCAGGCAGCGUAACAAUGUGACUCUGUGGUCAAGUAGAUUGUGGUCAAGUAGAUCGAAGGUAUAGAUGAUAGUGAUACCAAGUCCCGGCCAAUGUGGCCUCGUACCGUUGCUUGGUUUUACCUUAAGACUCUGGUGUCCUGCCAAGGGUGCAACCUUGUUUUACCCAUUUCGGUUUCUUGGUACUUACCGGCGUGCCUUUGCGCUCCUGCUGCUGUCGUUUAGGGUCAGAAUAAUCUCUGCUGACAUUUGCUCUGUAAAUUCUGUUGGAAGGAUGGCACCAGCAAGUGCUGGCGUUUAAACGAGAUCCGGCGGGAGGAGCAGCGAAAAUUUGUCUGUCGGGCUUAGCCAGUUCUGGGGAUUAGGCGAGAUCUGCUAGGUCGGUAGGAUUUAUCUCAUUGCUACCCUGCUUCAUUUUAUUUUGGUAGCGGCAGUGGGUAGUUGAGUUAUCAUGCUCUUUUGGUGCUGGGCAUUGUAUUUUGGAUGUCCCUGUUCAUCUAACUGCAUUAGGCUCUUGACUCGUAACGGCGAGUGUAAUAUUCUUUUGACAUAGGAAUGCUACUUUUGUAACUUAACUGGAACUAAUAAUGAAGGAUGAAAAUGAAUCUCUCUCUAUC